Molecule: messenger RNA, 1915 nt
Organism: Culex quinquefasciatus (southern house mosquito)
Lineage: Eukaryota; Metazoa; Arthropoda; Insecta; Diptera; Culicidae
Exons: 2
Coding region: 151-1836 (561 amino acids)
Source: RefSeq, a predicted model, not a curated record
UUUUGUUGUUGAAGUGAUUUUAAAGUGGGCGAACGUAAACCUUUUUAUUGGCGGUCGUAAAUUUCGGAAAAUUUCAAAGUUAAAUCGCAAGGCUUCGGGAUUUAUGGGUGAAAAUUUCUAGGGCGUCGCUUGUGGGUCACGUUUUUCAAGAUGGAUUACACGAACAUUCCCUACCAACAGCAGCCGUCCUAUCCGGUGAUCCAUCACUCUGAUUCUGGAAUCCUGAACCAGGUUCUCCUCAACCAGCAAUCAAUGAUGGCCAAUCAGACGAAAAUGAUGCAAACUUUAACCGAACUAGAAUCCCGCCUGGAAAGUCUGGCCGAAGCCGUAAAAGCCGCAAAUUCAAAUCCCACCGCCAUUCAAACCGACCUGCUCACUCCGGUGGUGACGAUGGACGAGUCCGUGCACACCCAGACGAUGGUCGUUAGUCCCGUCAAUUCCCUGCUGGAGUUGAACGAGCUGGAACGACGACUGCAGGACGAAAAAGUCAUGAACUCUUACUUGGAGGGGAUGAGCUACAUCUGCGGAACCAGCGGAAAGGCCCAGUUCCCGCAAUGCUGUAAUAAGCUGAUUGAUUACUUCAUUACACCGGACUUUCUCCAGCAGUGUACGUGGGUUGGCUCGAUGGAACGCUCGCUCAAGUUCUACCGGAACUUUCGAAGUUUGUUCACGAGACUCGUGAUGCAGGCGGACAAAGACUUCACCGAGAUGAAGUCGGACAAGUUUUUCAAGGCACUGCUAAAGAGCAGUAAGGAGACGGACACGGAGCUUCCCGUUGUGGAGGCGAACGAGCAACGACAACCGAGUAUAAUUUCGCCCGUGACUUGCCUGCAGGAUUUGGUUGCGCUGGAAAACCAGCUGCAAGACGAAAAGGUCAUGAACGAUUACAUCAAAGAUAUGGGCUUCAUCUGCGGAACGAGCGGGAAAGCGCGCGCCCUGAAUUGCUGCUACAAACUGAUUGAUUACUUCGUCACGCGAGAAUUCCUGAUGCAAUGCUCGUGGACGGGUGCCAGCCGAACGACGGAGGACCCACUAAAUGACGAGUCCACAGAGGAGAAAAUUCCGUUCAAAUUCUACCGAAGGUUCCGCACGCUCUUCCUCCGACUAAUCCUGCAAGCCGACAAAGAUUUCUCCGAGCUUCAGUGUGACAAGUUCUUCAAAACCAUCCUGAAAAACCGGAAGCAACGCCUCCAAGCCAAAGUAGUGCCGACCAUGCCGGCGGUCAUCCCGGUGGCACAGCCAACGCUCCCACUUUCCGCAUCGCCCGAUUCCGUAAUCAAACCAGUCGCCAGCCUGGAAGAGCUGGACGCGCUAGAAAGGCAACUUCAGGACGACGCACAAAUGCGCAAGUACCUGACCGGGAUGAGCUUCAUCUGCGGCACGAGCGACAAGGCCCGCGCCGUCGACUGCUGCUACAAACUGAUUGACUAUUUCGUGACGCGGGACUUCCUCACCCAAUGCUCCUGGACGGGCAUAGCGCGAGCGUCGGACGGUAGUGAAACGACGACGGAGAAGAAAAUCCCGAUGAAAUUCUACGUGAAAUUCCGAGCGCUGUUCACCAGCUUGGUGCUGCUCGUGGACCGGGACUUUUCCGAGUUUCAGUGUGAGAAGUUCUUCAAAACCAUCCUGAAGAACGCCAAGCAACGGUUGUUUGCGAAAACGAUGACGUCCCGGCAGAAGAACAGGCCGUGCAAUCUCAAGUAUAACAAAAAGUUGAAGAAGAAGAUUCAUGAGGUUUACGUGGAAGAGCACGAGCAGGAGCCAGCUCCGGGAGGACACAGCAUCAAGAAUGAGAUCUACAUGGAGUAUGGAACCAGUUUGUUUAAUCAAAAUUAAACGGAGGAGUCGUUUGAUUUUGAAAAUGUACAAAAAGGAUUGUAAUGCAAUCAACUUUAUUAAAUCAGCUGAAAUUAUA